Rhinopithecus roxellana (golden snub-nosed monkey) is the source of this 583-nucleotide messenger RNA. It is a transcript of the gene SPMAP1, whose product is annotated as chromosome 19 C17orf98 homolog. Lineage: Eukaryota; Metazoa; Chordata; Mammalia; Primates; Cercopithecidae. The record is from RefSeq and is a predicted model, not a curated record. The coding region runs from base 16 to 480 and encodes 154 amino acids. The transcript has 3 exons.
GCUACAGUGGUUGGGAUGGCAUACCUGAGCGAGUGUCGCCUGCGACUGGAGAAAGGCUUUAUCUUGGACGGAGUGGCUGUGAGCACCACUGCCCGCGCUUAUGGGCGCUCUAGGCCCAAGCUGUGGUCAGCGAUUCCGCCCUACAAUGCGCAGCAGGACUACCACGCCCGCAGCUACUUCCAGAGCCACGUGGUUCCGCCCGUUUUGCGGAAAACUGAUCAGGAUCAUGGCGGUACAGGAAGGGAUGGCUGGAUAGUAGACUAUAUCCACAUCUUCGGGCAAGGACAGAGAUACCUCAACAGGAGAAAUUGGGCAGGGACAGGGCAUUCUCUCCAGCAGGUGACUGGGCACGACCACUACAAUGCUGAUCUGAAACCAAUCUAUGGGUUCAAUGGAAGGUUUGGCUACCGCCGGAACACUCCAGCCCUCCGUCGGAGCACGUCCGUCUUUGGAGAGGUCACCCACUUCCCUCUGUUCUAACAGCAUCUUUUCCCUUCCUAACCAUCGACCUGAAUUUCUAAGACAAAUGUUUAGAUGAACUCUUAAUGUGUUUUUACGUUAAAAAAUUUAAUUUGUGUCUCCA